AUGUCUGAAACCGUUAAGCAGCAAGCUUUGUACAAUUUCAUUCAAAUAAUGUACUGUGUUCUAAGCGUGGGGCAAGAAGAUCCACAGGCAACCACUGAUAUUAUGCAAGUGAUGCGUAAAGGAGUUUUUGGGAAAAGUAUCAGCUAUCUGCAGACAACUAGUCAUGAAGAUAAUGAAAGUGGCAAGAAAGACGUAACAACAGAACUGAAGGAAGGUGAAGAAAAAUCAGGAAAUCAUGCCGAGCAGUUGGCGGAGAAUCCAACAACUGCUGAAAGUGUUACACAACCAACUGAAGAGGUUGAACACGAUCCGUCAUCCGUAAUGAAAACUUCAGACGAAGUUGAAGUUAUUCAAGAAGAGAACAUUAAACAGAACGCGGAUGAAUGCAGUACACAAAACGAAACAGACGACAAAGAGAAAAAAGAAGUGAAAGAGGAUAAUGAUGAUACAAAAAUUUCUGAACAAAGUAAUAACUCGUCGACAAGUCAGCAAUCAAGUGCAGAUGAAGAAAAAGCCACGAGAGAUGAUGCUGAUUCGCAAUCCAAGGAUGUUGACAUUUCGGGUGCAGAGGUCAUAUCUUCACUUGAAACAUCAGAAGUGGGCACAAAAGCGACAUCACAACAACUUACUGCCAGUAAAGAUAAUAACGAAGGGGAAAAGAGUGAAACAGAAGAAGUGCUUCAGGAAAAGCAUACUGUUUGUGAUAAUGAAGCUGAAGGAAAUACCGAUGACCAGCAUGAUACAUCGUCAGACAAAGCGGUGGAUGAUGUGGGCGAGCUAGCUGCACAAGACGAUCAAGAUGAGCAGUCGGCAGAAAGAACUGACGAAGAACCGAUUCCUGAUUCUAACGAUGAUCAUAAAAUUGAUCAGUCCAAACUUUCGAUCCAAUCAAAUGAGCAAAGUACAGCUGAUGGUGAAGUGAAAGAGAGUGUGGAAAAAGAGCAGGAUGUUAGCGAGACCGGUGGUGAUAAUGACGAAAAAGCGGCACUCGAACGUCGUCGAAGUCUUCGACCGCACAAGCAGAUUUCGUACUCGGAUACGAGACCGGUCUCUGCUAGUGAUAGCAAAACAGCGAAACGAGAUGCGAAAAAGACAACCGAAUCAAAGACGACAACCAACGACAAUACACCAACUGUGAAAAAAUCUGAAACCACUCUUCCACAAAGUCGUCGAUCUGCAAAGGAAAAAGAGAGUGAAAGUACAAGCGCAGAGAGUGCUGCAACAACACCAAAACGUCGUCCACAAUCAAAAGCAGCUUCAUCAUCGAGAAGGAGCACUCCUGCAUCAAUCACCGAAGCAAGCCAAACACGACGUAAGCCAACCAGCGCCCAGCCGAAGGGCCAUUCUUUUCCAGAUGAUGAUCCGUUCAGUCUGGAAAACAAUAUCGACAAUCAUCCUCAACCGCUACGAAAUAUACAAAUGGAACGUCAGUCUUUUGGGAAUAUAAAGUUCACGAAAGCAUCGAAUACACCUGACACAUCACUGAAUCGUUAUGAAAAAACGGAACAGACUGCCAGUGAACGUCGUUCGAAUCUGCCUGAUUUGCAUGGUGUUGUGCACAAGUCACUGUCUGAAUUGAGUACAAUUCGCCGCACUCCUGUCUCUCGUAAAUUAAAGAAAAUCGGAUCUAUCAGUGAAGAUAUUAACACGAAUGAAGAAGCAGCGAAUAGCAACGUUGAUGAUGAGCCGAUGGAUGUUAAUGUUGGAAAUGAACCGGUAAAUGGAGAACAUCGAAGUGCAUCAACUACCGCCACGCCUAAGAGUCAUGCCAAAAAAACUCGCGUCACCAAAGCGGAAAGUGCGCCAGCCAUGCCGAACACUAAGAAACGGAGAAUAGAACAAACGUCGACUGAAGUGGUACCCAAGAAAGCGCAUACGAAGCCAUUGCCAGUGUUGGACAUUGAUGAGCAGUUCGCGGUUGAUCAUCGUGAAAAUGAGCAUACACCUUACGAAAUUGGUGCUCGUGUCUAUGCACUCUGGGGUCGUGAGUACUACGCUGCUAAAGUUUCUGCGGAGCGUGAUUCGAGUGGAAGGUAUGAGUUAAUGUUCGUUGAGGACGAAGAAGUUCGUCGGUUGGUUGUAACCGGAAUCAUUCCUUUAACCGCUCUUGUUACUGGCAAAAAUUGUUUAACCACAAUUAAAAAGAACGAUGAAGAUGUAAUUGAAGAAGUUGAAAUAGUGAAAUCACCGUCAAGCACAGAUAAGCAGGAAUGGAUGGAAGCGUUACUUCAAGUAAAAAGCGUCGAGCAUGGAAACGAAUACAACGUAUCAUGGGCAAAACUCUGGCUGAAUUCGAGUCAGGCGAACGCCUUGGCGACAGCAAAGGUGAACACUGCAUGUGAUGUUAUGGCAGAUAAUAUCGAUACCGCUGAAUCUCGUCGAAGUCGUGCCAAGCGUCAUACACAUGCUCCAGAAGAGGCAGCAACGCCAGUUGCAGCUCGCUCACCGAAGAAAUCAAAGAGUGCAAGCAUUAAAGGAAAACGUACUGUAACAGAGAAUGAGGACGUCAGUGAAUCAACAGCAACAAAUGCGAACUCAUCAACACUGGAAGGUGGUAAUAUUUUCUCUGGUAUAGCGGUAGUGAUAACAUCGGCAAUGCGCAAAAAUAAAGACGAAGAACAAGCAUUCAGUAAACGUGAAGUGCGUCAAAUGAUCGAAAGUCACGGUGGAAUAGUUUCAGAUGAUUUCACGAAAAUCGCAUCAAGUGAGAAAGUAUUGUUGAUCGCAGAUACUCAUUAUCGCACCCACAAAUACCUCUCAGCCUUAGCUCGAUCUGUACCUUGCGUUCGUCAUCAAUGGAUACGUGAUUGUGUUGAACAGAAUAAACUUCUUGAUUACAAGGACUAUAUGCUGCCGGCUGGUAUUUCGCUUUUGACGAACAAAAUAGUGCCAUGGCAUGCUAAUAAUGGUCGUUUAUUGGAAGGUAAGCGCGUUCUGCUAUCCACGCGCAACUUCUUCCCUGAAACACAGAUGCCAAAUUUUGCAGAGAUCUGGGCACCUCUCAUCAAACAGAUGGGUGCUGAAGUUGUUGAUCAAAUGCCAUCAGAUGGUGUUGAUAUCCUGUUGACGGACGCAUCGUGUUCAGAUGAUGUUUUGGCACAGGCUCGUGAAUGCAACGCAAUCAUUGUUUCAUCUGAAUGGAUAAUUCAGUCAAUCAUUCAUGGAAAUCUGCCUGAUCCUACGGCUCACGAACGAUUUCAGUACAACUUUGUUGACUCACAGUAG
Anisakis simplex (herring worm) is the source of this 3225-nucleotide messenger RNA. The record is from the annotation of a GenBank genome assembly. NCBI's taxonomy places the organism in Eukaryota, Metazoa, Nematoda, Chromadorea, Rhabditida, Anisakidae.